CACUCCGCGAAAGAAUUUCGACGGCAGUACACUGUGCUCGAGGAGAUCGGCCGUGGCGGUUUCGGUAUCGUCUAUCGAGCUGUCCGAAUCGCUGACGGUCUGCCAGUGGCUGUGAAAUUCGUCGAACACAAACACGUUCGCGAAUGGACCUUGACAGGCAACCAAUUGAUACCCUCGGAAGUAUGUCAUCUGGAAACGUGCAGUGAUGUGCCGGGUGUAAUUCAACUGAUCGAUUGGUUUGCCAACUCGAAAGGCUUUCUGAUAGUUAUGGAGCGACCAGAGAACUGCAUGGAUAUCUUCGACCUGAUCUCGACAUAUGGGAAACUUGACGAA
Messenger RNA from Ostertagia ostertagi, 333 nucleotides. The record is from the annotation of a GenBank genome assembly. Lineage: Eukaryota; Metazoa; Nematoda; Chromadorea; Rhabditida; Trichostrongylidae.